This is a messenger RNA of Dalotia coriaria, 751 nucleotides long. RefSeq lists its product as uncharacterized. Bases 146 to 751 code for a protein of 201 amino acids. The record is from RefSeq and is a predicted model, not a curated record. The transcript is spliced from 4 exons. NCBI's taxonomy places the organism in Eukaryota, Metazoa, Arthropoda, Insecta, Coleoptera, Staphylinidae.
GGUGUGACUGGUAAUCGAAGCAGCUAAAUGUUACCAUAUUUUGAAUCAGAUAGGUGGCGCUGGUCCUAAUGGCACCAUACACAUUAAAAACUUUCAGGAUAAUUUUGAGAAAUUGUACAAAACUCUCAGUGUUUUGUAUGAUGCGAUGUUUGAGAAUAUCAACGAGUUUCGCGACGCUCCCGAAAUAUUACAAAACGUUAUCAAAUUCAAAGAUAUUCCUACUUAUCUAGGAACAAUGGACGUUUAUAAAAUAUUAACUCGCAGGAUGGCAAACAUUGUGAUUUUCUUAAUACAAAUGUUACAAACUGAUUAUAAGCUUAAAAAGACAAUUAAGCCCGAGAUUCUGCUUGUAAUUCAACGCGGUUUGGACAUUUACGUCCACGGCGAUGAAAACGACCCAAAUCGAGUGCUAUUUCAUCAAAACAUUCAACAACACCAAAUUGAUUUGCUGUUUUUAUUGAAAGCACUCAUUCAAAGCCUGCAAAGCAACUUUAUGAGACACUCAACAAUUAAAAUGCUCUUUAGAUACCUCGCUAGAGUCACCGACUGCACUUGUUACAAUGUGAACAGUUUUUACAAGAGUACCAUUUACGACGUCAUCAAAUAUUGGCUGCAAUGUUCCGGCGAGCAAAUCGAUGCCAAAACCCUCCAGAAGCUCAUCGAAAUCAUCAUAAAAGAUAUCACUCCCAGUAAAGCAACACUAGUGCUGCAGAUAAACGUGAAUAGCCGGCGGCCGUCGAGGCACGAAUAA